Molecule: messenger RNA, 653 nt
Organism: Tetranychus urticae (two-spotted spider mite)
Lineage: Eukaryota; Metazoa; Arthropoda; Arachnida; Trombidiformes; Tetranychidae
Product: L-cystatin
Cellular component (GO): vesicle; cytoplasm
Molecular function (GO): cysteine-type endopeptidase inhibitor activity
Source: RefSeq, a predicted model, not a curated record
ACAAGAAGACAGAAUGAAGCUUAAAGUAGAGAAAUUAUUAAGUUUGAUCAACACCAGAAUCACAAUUAUUUUACUAAUAGAAUCGUAAAAUUAACCUUUUCUACCAUGAAAGUUAUUCUUGCCUUAGCAAUAUGCCUAAUCGGUGUCUCCGAAGCUUUAUUAGGUGGAUGGAGAGACGUUGAUGUCGACAACCAGACAGUUCACCUUCUUUCCCAAAUGGCCAUUAACCAUCGAAACAGCGACGAAGACACUCUUUACUACCGAAAAUUGGUCAACGUUGAAUCAGCUCGAAUGCAAGUUGUAAGUGGCUUGAAAUACGAGGUUACUUUAGUCAUUGGGGAAACACAUUGCGCCAAAGAGGAUGAAGCAGCCAUGUUAUGCCAAGUAGAGCCAAAUAGUCUUCGAGAGAAGUGCGUUUACACUUUCUGGUUGGAGGCAAAGACCCAAAAUACAAACAUAGUUACCAGUUCAUGUAGUCAACUCUGAGUUACCUCAAAGAUUUCAAAUUGUUGGAGGAUAACAUGAAAAGUCUUAUCCAUAAAUAACUCUCAAAGGAUGCCAAUAUAAUCUGUAUCAAGACUAAACAUAAUGCUGACUUGGUUAAACUUGAAUAAAAUAUAAAUAAAACCUAAAAUAAAGUGUUAACACUUCAA